AUGGCUUCACAAGGUGGCGACCGUAGUGAUGCUGUCGGCUCAGAGCCUCCAUACAUCCGCUUGUCUCAGGGCUACAACAUACGUCUGGUGGAACUUCUGCCCGGCAAGCCCAAUGCUGCAUUGGAAACAAGGCUGCGGGUCCACGAUUUGGAGCAAGCUCCGUCCUACGAUGCACUAUCGUAUGUAUGGGGCACUCAGAAGGACAAGAAGGCCAUCGUAUGCAGCGGGAAAACGCUACAGAUCACCAGGAAUCUCGAAGCUGCUUUGCGACGAAUGCGGCACUUGGACCGAUCAAAGCUUUUGUGGACGGACGCAAUCUGUAUGUGCCAGGAUGAUGUAGUUGAGAAGACACAUCAUGUCGGCUUCAUGGACAAGGUGUAUCGUCGCGCGGACCGUGUGCUGGUCCACAUGCCAGCGAGCAGCGAUGCCAGACCACGCGAUGUUGCGUCGCUAGUCAACGAGCACGAUGUUCGCCUUGCUAGUCGACGACUUCAAGACAUGCCCGCAAUCGCCGACGACGAAGGGCUACUUGAUGACGAACGAUGGUCAAGUCUCGCCGGCUUACUGCUGAGACGCUACGGAAUCUCCUACACAUCCACCCACACCGAUUGGGAAGACUGGACGCCAGAUUGGAAGGCUAAUUCAGAUUAUGACUAUUCCGCUAUCGAUCUGUUGAGCCAUGCGAAAGGCCUUGGCUGUACUGAUGCGAGGGACCGUAUCUACGCGUUUUUGGGUCAUCCGCUGUUGCGAAGUGCCGAUGACAAUGCCCCUAUCAUCUUGCCAAACUACGCGAAAGACUACACCGAGCACAGACUGUACACAGACUUCACCGUAAGCUUACUGUCCUCUGCCACUGGGAUCAAGGCUCUGUCGGCUGUCGAGCACGACGAAAAGACGAUUUUGGAUGAUGACAGUCCGUCCAGGGCGAUCCACUGGACUAUGGAUAUCAUCUGGAACUCUAUGGGUUACUACAGCCUAUUCUCCUAUCGCGUCUCCGGAAUAGCCGAAUUGCUCGGCCGACUUCACGUCGACACGCCAUCGGGCACUUUGCUGCUCGAAGGAGUCUUCGUAUAUACUGUCGACCGCGUGUAUCAAUUCUCUGAGGAGGAGGAGAAGUGGCCGAUUGCCGGAGCAGCGAAUGCUUUGGCAUCGAAUCAUGACCUCAGCUCAUUGUUAAGUCGGAUUGCCGGAGCAGUUCUGGCAGCUCGGGUUGAACAGCUCGUGUAUGACAGAGACGCCUGCUGGGAUGCGAUGAACAUGAGUCUCUGCACUGGUUUGACCAAUUACGAAUGUGCAGAGGACGACCUGCAACAGCACCGAGCUAACGUUGCCGCGUUCUGGCACCUUCUUCUGGAGGUUGACAGAGCGCAUGAUUUUGAAUUGGCAUCGCUGCAAGACAUGAAUGCACCAGCUCAUCCUGAAGGAAGUGCUGAUCGCUUCUACGACGACAUCUUAUUGGCAUGCAAAGGCCGCAGCUUCUUCAUCACCAAGCAAGGCGACCUAGGACUUGGACCGUGGAUAGCAAAGCCUGGAGAUCAAUGUUUUGUACUUCGGAGCGCCAGAGUGCCGUUCGUGUUGCGCACAGUCCGUGAAGGAUGUUGGAAACUAGUAGGCGAGUGCUAUGUCCACGGCAUCAUGAAUGGUGGCUUUGUCGAUGGGUCAGACGUUCAGUGGCAGAAUCUGAGCAUCAAUUGA
Messenger RNA from Fulvia fulva, 1695 nucleotides. RefSeq lists its product as uncharacterized. NCBI's taxonomy places the organism in Eukaryota, Fungi, Ascomycota, Dothideomycetes, Mycosphaerellales, Mycosphaerellaceae. The transcript is spliced from 2 exons. The record is from RefSeq and is a predicted model, not a curated record. Bases 1 to 1695 code for a protein of 564 amino acids.